AUUGUUCGAACCAAUGCACACGAGACAUCAAAGGACUCCAAAGGCCCUCGCCACUAACGACGUAUCCGCCAAGCCUUCAUCUAAAGCCCUAAACCCUCCCCAAAUAAAGAAAGAGAGUCGAAAUGCAUUCCUUCCUGGGAUAUUCGACUAAACUCCUGAAAUCUGAAUCUACGCCCUUCAGAUCUUUCUCAGUUAUCCACAACGUUUUCCAAUGGCGAUCCAUGUCCCAGUCCACCUCUAUACCCAAGAAGCAGCAACGAGUCCGCGACCACGGAUUCGACGAUUACAUGGAAGUGGAGAAGAAAAUCCGCAAAGUCCUCAAGUUCCAAGACCUCAUUCUCUCCCAACCCAGUUCAAUGCUCUCCAUUUCUCGAUUGGACGGCCUCUCCCGCCGCAUCGGAUUCAAACAGUUGGAAGCCGGUCGGUUUAUCCUCAAAUUCCCCCACGUUUUCGAAAUAUUUGAGCAUCCUGUUCAAAGAAUCCUAUACUGUAGGCUGUCACGCCAAGCCCACCUCCAAAUUCAGCAAGAAAAUCAAGCCCUUUUGGCUCAGGUUCCUGAAUCGGUAACUCGACUCCGGAAGCUGUUAAUGCUCUCUAAUACUGGUCGCCUCCGUUUAGAACAUGUCCGGAUUGCCAGGAAAGAGUUUGGAUUUCCCGAUGAUUUUGAACUUUCUGUAGUUUUGAAGUAUCCGCAAUUUUUUAGAUUGUUUGAUGCUGUGGAGACGAGGAACAAGUACAUUGAAACUGUGGAAAAGGACCCCAAAUUGGCUAGAUGCGCUAUCGAGAGUGCCAGGGAAAGAGAGUACAGAGAGAAGGGUGCAGAUGCAGAGAAUAUUCGCUUUUCUUUUCUUGUUAAUUUUCCUCCUGGAUUUAAAAUUGGAAAGUAUUAUAAGAUUGCAGUUUGGAAAUGGCAGAGGUUGCCGUAUUGGUCUCCCUAUGAGGAUGUCUCCAAGUAUGAUUUGAGGUCACUCGAGGCACAAAAGAGGAUGGAGAAGAGGGCUGUUGCAACGAUUCAUGAGCUGUUGUCUUUGACUACAGAAAAGAAGAUAACUUUGGAGAAGAUUGCACAUUUUAGAUUGGCUAUGGAUUUGCCAAAAAAGCUCAAAGAAUUUCUGCUUCAGCAUCAGGGAAUAUUUUAUAUAUCUACGAGGGGGAAUCAUGGGAAGUUGCAUACAGUUUUUCUUAGAGAGGCUUAUAAGAAGGGGGAGUUGAUUGAGCCAAAUGAUUUGUAUUUGGCUAGGAGAAAGUUGGCUGAGUUGAUAUUGUUGAGUCCAAGAAAGGCCAAGGUGGACAAAGCAUUGGUUACCUAUAGGAGGGACGGAGAGGAUUAUGAAAUGGAUGGUGUCAAGAGAAACUUUGUAGACAAUGGAUUCGAUGGUUUUGCAACUCAGAACAACGGCAAGCAUGGUGGGGAAUCAGAACCCCAUCUAGAUUCCGAUAUAGAUGAUGAUGGUGCUUCUGAUUACUCAGACCAGGAUGAUAAAAGCGUACGUGUAGAGGGUGACCGUUUGACAGACUAAAUGCAAUGGGGAUUUCAACAGGCUAAUGUUUGUUUGGGAUGAAAAAUGCUAUUCUUGAGCUCCUGAAGAUUGAAAUCUCCUGACAUUUCUGACCCUGCAUCGCUAACACACACUAUUGUCUGGGAAAUGUUUUCUUGGUGGUAUAUUGGGAAGAAGAAUGGUGGUGUCUUGAACAAGUUUUCUCAUCUAUCUUUUUCUUCCCACUUCCCCAGCCGUGGAGGAAAUGGUCUGACCCUUCUGGAACCGUUUGUGAACUAAAUGACAGAAUCAAACUUGCUCUGUUGGGGCGUUGAGGGAUUUGAACCUAGGCAUUUGCCUGGGGAAAGGAUGGUUAUUACCACCGGCCACUACCUAUCUUUCAAGUGUCAGCUGCAUGGUUGUACAUUAUCAUACUUGUCCUAGAAGAUCACUGUGGCAGUGAAGUGGUGGUAAAUGCUUGGCAACUUGUUUAAUGAAUAUCAACCAUAAUCAAUAAUAUGGCUAUGAAAUGAAUAGUGAACUUUGUCAUUCUCAUAUUGUUCAUUUACUCGUUAUGAAGUAUUGUAUAUUUUUCCAUAAUCAUCUUCAACCAACAGCAAAUUUGUUGCAUCCUUAAGGGGCAAUUAUUGCUUCAAUAGGAAGACUGCUAGAAAGGAUAAAAGGACAUACUGUAAUUGAUUGGGCUGCUUGGUACAUAGUUGUGGCGAUUAAAGAAAGCUCUCCUGGGUACCUCAAAAACGAUCGGGUGUCACAGACUGUUUGUGAUGGAUUGACAAAAAUCAGAAGUUUUCUGAGGCUGCUGUAGAACCUAAUUUAUGUGUUGGCUAAGUUGAACUACAAUCAUAGAAUGGUAUCAUCACAUCACGGCUUGCUUGAAAGUUUUGGUGGUUACAUUUGAAGAUCUCUCGUGCCCGCUGGAGAUUUGCUUUUUGGUUAUUUUCUCACCCAGUUUGCUCUGUAAUUUGCUUCGUUUCUGAAGGAGUUGCAAGGCUUGUGGUGUCUUUGCAGCGAUAUUAAGAGGGGGAGGCAGCCGACUUUCAUCAAGAGUGGCUCUCUUUCACUUUUUGCAUGCACUUACCUGAAGUUAUGGAUUGGGGAAUGUAAAUCGAAUUGAUGGUGCAUCAUCUACUCUCAGACGACACUGUGGUGGCUACCUGCAGUAGCAAAGGUUUCCCUGCUUGCUGGUGUGCUCACUUUGCUUCACACGAUGGUUACUUGCUGUUUUGAUUUUAUUUUUAUUUUCUCCCCUUUUUUUUUUUUUUUUUUUAAGGAAAUGUAGUGAGGUGCUCGGUUGGUUUAAAAACUGAGGGAUUGAGCGUGGCUUUAGCCUUUUAGAAAGCUAACAAGAAGGAUUUCAUCAUCUGUUUUUUUCUGUCAAAGUUCUCGUCAUAAACGUGUUUUCCAAUUUUCCUAGUAGGUGAGCGUUGGUUA
Messenger RNA from Coffea arabica (coffee), 2930 nucleotides. Its product is annotated as protein ROOT PRIMORDIUM DEFECTIVE 1-like. Gene Ontology annotation, molecular function: RNA binding. The record is from RefSeq and is a predicted model, not a curated record. Lineage: Eukaryota; Viridiplantae; Streptophyta; Magnoliopsida; Gentianales; Rubiaceae.